AUGAAGAUUGCCGUUGUAGGAUCGGGUACCUCCGGUCUGGGUGCGACCUGGCUGUUGAACGAGCACUCGAAGCACGAGGUGCAUCUGUUCGAGGCCGAUCCGCGCCCCGGCGGACAUGCCAACACGGUGCGCUACAAGAACCCGCUCGGCGACGACUACAUCAACGUCGACACCGGUUUCAUUGUGUGAGUUUGAGCGGGCACCAGGUCAUAAAUAUCAUGUGGAUGUCUUCUUUCUCUUGCUCCGUAUCGAUCCUAGGAUGACGUGUGUGGGCCCCGAACCUGUCGUCUUCACACGCUGAUCGUCUGGCCCUUCUCGCAUGUGCAUGUAUUCUUCUCGACGGUUGGGCGGAUCCGGUCGGAAACUCUCCAGCUUCAAUACGGUAACCUACCCCAACUUUUUGGCGUUCCUGCUGGAGACGGGUGUGCCCUACCUCUCGUCCGACAUGUCCUUCUCCGUUUCACGUGAUCGCGGCCUUUUCGAAUGGGCCGGCGCUUCCCCCGCUGCCCUGUUUGCCCAACCGCUCAACCUGCUCAACCCGUCGCAUUGGAGGAUGGUUUGGGACAUAUUGCGCUUCAACGUCGGUGCACUCGAGGUUCUACAGCGUGGCGACCGUGGCGACCGUGGCGAGAGUAUCGGCGAUUAUCUUGCUCGGGAACGUUACUCGCAAACUUUUAUCGACAAUUAUCUGCUCGUGCGUUCUGCUUCCCGGGUGGCGGACGGGACGACAGAUGUAUACCAUGAAUUUCCCUACUAACUCUUCAAAUUAUCCCGAAUCCUCCAAAUGCAGCCCAUGACGGCAGCGAUCUGGUCAACACCUCCUGAUAAAGCUGCGCUCGAUUUCCCUGCGCUCACCUUGAUCCGCUUCAUGCACAACCACCACCUCAUGCAAAUUCUCGAUCGACCCACCUGGCUGACGGUAGAAAAUGGGUCCCACUCAUACGUUAAUCGCAUUCUGAACCGUCUUGAUCCGGCUAAGUACCACCAAGGUCGCAGGAUCGAGUCCGUCCGAACCGGCGGGAAGGAAGGCAAAGUCGUGCUCAAGGACUCGGAGGGGAACGAGACCGAUUGGGACCAUGUCAUCUUCGCCUGUCACGCCGAUACGACGCUGAAGAUACUUGAAAAAGGGGAGGGGAUCACGGAGGAAGAGAAGCGGAUUUUGAGUGGGUUCGAGUUUAGUAAAAAUCGAGCCGUUCUCCAUUCGGACCCCGAGGUAAGUUCAAGCGCAAGGCUUCGUGCACGAGUCCGCGCUGAUUGAGGGUUUUGUUACUAUGCAUAGCUCAUGCCUCAGCGUCGCAUCGCGUGGUCGGCAUGGAAUUACCUCACCGCGAGUGACGGGCCCAAACUCAACGUCAACAGUGUCGCCUUGUGAGUCGACCGAGGCAGGCUCGACCAGCCGAUCGAAAAGCGCCUAUCGCUCAACUCUGCCCUUUCCCCACCAGGACGUAUUGGAUGAACUUGCUCCAAUCGAUUCCGGAAGCGAUCUAUGGUCCCGUACUCGUCACGCUCAACCCGCCCUUCGAGCCUCGGAAAGAACACAAAUUUGCCGAAUGGGACUAUGAACAUCCCCUCUUUAGCGAAAAGGUAAGAGCAUUACGCAAAGCGUUUUAAUUUUGAGACGCACAUGAUGCCGACCGAGAUUUCCUCGACCCGUGCAGAGCGUACGAUCGCAGGAUGAGCUCAAGAAGAUUCAGAACAAACGCGGGAUCACAUUCGCCGGCGCUUGGACGAAAUACGGUUUCGUAAGUGCUGCUUAUUUUACUAUACCUGAUACGGAGUAACGCAUUUGACCUCGUCCCUUGCAUUCUUUUAUUCUUUUCUCAUUCGAUCAGCAUGAGGAUGGUCUCACGUCGGGUUUACGCAUCGCCGUCGAUCACUUGGGCGCUCAAUCACCUUUCCCGAUCCGACACGCCGAACGAAACUUGAACCUCUCACGAACGGAUCGAUGUCUCAACUACGCUUUCUCUCGAAUCGACUCCUUGGCCAGGAUCUUCUCCUUUCCCGCGACCGUGUUCCUACUCGUCCUUAUCAUCGGAUUAAGCGUCACCAGAAUGGUUAUCACGGUAUUGGGGGCUCGAUCGACCGCGGCUAUGAUCGGGGAGGUCAUAAUGAUGUUGCAGAGAAGUAACGGCGCUUCGACGGCUCCUGUGGUGAAGUUGGACGGUUUGAAGAGAGCUGGGCAGGCGGGCGCGACGAGGCAGGUUAAGUAA
Microbotryum saponariae is the source of this 2210-nucleotide messenger RNA. The record is from the annotation of a GenBank genome assembly. NCBI's taxonomy places the organism in Eukaryota, Fungi, Basidiomycota, Microbotryomycetes, Microbotryales, Microbotryaceae.